AUGGCUCAAUCACACCCCGCGUCAACCAACACUCCGAGCUAUUUGACCGGUGAUCCCGCCGGUCUGCGUGAGUUCUUGGAUAAGUUUGAUGUCUUUCUCUUUGACUGCGACGGUGUGCUAUGGUCCGGUGACCACUGCUUCCCCGGGACGGUCGAGACCCUAGAGUUACUACGAAAGAAUGGCAAACAAGUCGUUUUUGUUACAAAUAACAGCACCAAGUCGCGCGCCGAUUACCGCAAGAAACUCGACGGUCUUGGGAUCCCGAGUACAGUGGUGAGUUCAGACGGCCAUCAUGCGCGCGAGACCGAGUGGCUCACACCGUACCAGGAAGAGAUCUUCUCGUCUUCCUACAGUUCCUCGAUCUACAUUUCCCGCAUCCUGCAGCUCCCCGAGAACAAGCGGAAAGUCUACGUAAUUGGUGAAAGUGGCAUUGAGCAGGAGCUGCGCUCGGAGAAUGUCCCUUUCGUCGGUGGCACCGACCCGGCGUACCGUCGUGACGUGCAGCCUGAAGACUACAAGCGGAUUGCCGCGGGUGAUACCUCCCUCCUUGACCCUGAAGUAGGAGUUGUGCUCGUUGGCCUGGACUUCCACCUGAAUUAUCUGAAGCUCGCCUUGGCCUAUCACUACGUGAAGCGUGGCGCCAUCUUCCUCGCAACCAACAUCGAUUCGACCCUGCCAAACUCGGGAGCGCUAUUCCCGGGAGCUGGGUCCAUGAGUGCGCCGCUGAUAAUGAUGCUCGGCCAGGAUCCCGUGGCACUAGGAAAGCCAAGCCAGGCGAUGAUGGAUGCGAUUGAGGGUAAAUUCAAGUUUGAUCGCACCCGCGCAUGCAUGGUGGGCGACCGUGCAAACACCGAUAUCCGCUUUGGUCUUGAGGGCAAUUUGGGUGGUACACUGGGUGUGCUCACGGGCGUUAGUUCCAAGGAGGAUUUCGUGUCUGGUCCCGUCCGGCCACUGGCGUACCUCGAUAAACUCUCGGAUCUGCUGGCCUCGGAGCAGUAA
Penicillium canariense is the source of this 999-nucleotide messenger RNA. RefSeq lists its product as uncharacterized. Gene Ontology annotation, molecular function: alkaline phosphatase activity; phosphoglycolate phosphatase activity. The record is from RefSeq and is a predicted model, not a curated record. The transcript has 4 exons. Lineage: Eukaryota; Fungi; Ascomycota; Eurotiomycetes; Eurotiales; Aspergillaceae. The coding region runs from base 1 to 999 and encodes 332 amino acids.